Fundulus heteroclitus (mummichog) is the source of this 2063-nucleotide messenger RNA. It is a transcript of the gene en2a, whose product is annotated as engrailed homeobox 2a. Lineage: Eukaryota; Metazoa; Chordata; Actinopteri; Cyprinodontiformes; Fundulidae. Gene Ontology annotation, biological process: neuron differentiation; regulation of transcription by RNA polymerase II; multicellular organism development. The record is from RefSeq and is a predicted model, not a curated record. Gene Ontology annotation, cellular component: nucleus. Gene Ontology annotation, molecular function: DNA-binding transcription factor activity, RNA polymerase II-specific; RNA polymerase II cis-regulatory region sequence-specific DNA binding. The coding region runs from base 428 to 1240 and encodes 270 amino acids. The transcript is spliced from 2 exons.
UCACUCGGGGGGCUCGCAUUGAAAAUAAGAACAAAACUCCAGAGUGAGAGUAUUAGAGCAUCAGUUUAGGAGCCUCUUUAUUUACCCUUAGUUUAGUUUAGGUGUAGGCAUUCCCGGGGACGCACUAACCGGAUGGUGCUAUAAAUUGGAUGGUGCGCAAAUGGCAAGCGCUUUAGCUCUGAGAUAUCACUUGUAACACGAUUUCAAGGGAAUAUAUGAGACAAAUUAUGCUCUUCUCAAAGGACACUACGGCAAGGCUUUGCGUGGUGUCCAAGGCACUCACUGGUAUUUGAGUUGUUUUAUUUAUUUAUUUUACCUGUGCAGUUUUUUGGGGAUAACUUCCCCCAAGGUUUUUGCGCAAAAUUUCUCGCUGCGGAGGGAGCGACAAAGGGGUUAACGAGCGUAAAGUGGGGGAAAGUGAAUCAGUAUGGAAGAAAAUGAUCACGGCAACAGAGAUGCGGUGGAGCGGCAGGAGUCGGCGGACGAAUCCAACAGAGCCAUCCUCCCCUUGUUACAGGCGCCGGGGAACCUGCAGAUCCCGCACCGGGUCACCAAUUUCUUCAUCGACAACAUCCUGCGGCCAGACUUCGGACGCAAGAAGGACGCGGGCGCGCACCGCGAUGAGAGCAGCCCGGCGUCGCGGGAGACCCGCGGCAGCCCCGCCGCCCCUCAGACCGAGCCGGUGGGCAGCACGGUGCCGGCGGAGGGGACCUCCACUCCGCAUACGGUCACCGGGCCCAAGAAACCCGCGAAAACAGCCGAGGACCCCCUGAAAUCCGGCGGGGAGAACGGAGACCAGUGCCUAAGCUCAGACUCAGACAGUUCCCAAGCCAGCUCGAACCCAUCCAUGUCCCAACAACCCAUGCUGUGGCCAGCCUGGGUCUACUGCACCAGAUACUCGGACAGGCCUUCUUCAGCAGGGCCAAGAUCUCGCAAACCAAAGAAGAAACCGACCAGCAAAGAGGACAAGCGACCACGGACGGCCUUCACAGCGGAGCAGCUGCAGAGACUAAAGUCGGAGUUCCAGACCAACCGGUACCUGACGGAGCAGAGGCGGCAGAACCUGGCGCAGGAGCUGGGUCUGAACGAAUCCCAGAUCAAGAUCUGGUUCCAGAACAAGAGGGCCAAGAUCAAGAAGGCCAGCGGCACCAAGAACACUCUGGCCUUGCACCUGAUGGCGCAGGGACUGUACAAUCACGCCACCGUCACGUCGAAGGACGAGAAAUCAGACAGCGAUUGAUUCCCAGAGAAGUAACACAGCAGCCUCCCGACGAAGAAGAACCUAUAGUAAUCCUAUGAUAGAUUUAUAUUAAGAUUAAAAACUCUACUUACAGGAAUAUUUAAUGUUACCACUGCAGAUACUUUAACUAUCACUCACUAUGGAUGUACACAACGGCACCAAGACACCAUAACAAAUAAAUAGAGUCCCUACAGGAGUUUCUAACCCCACCAUAGGCCUCGGUAGGUUCCUAUGGGAAUAUUAUAGUGAUUUUUUUCGUUAUAUGGGAGGAUUUAAUCAAGCCUACAAUGCAAUAAAAUGAUCGAAUAAAGGGCCAGUGUAUAGCCUAUACCAGCAUAAAUUGUUUAAAAAAAACCAGAGAGAGAUAUUUCUGCAAUAUCACGUCUAUAAAAGAUGUAUAAAGGUACGUUUUCAUUGUUUUUGUCGUCCCCGCCCCCUUCCCGGGGCCACAAAUGCUUACACUCUCCAUUUUUAUAAGCCGUAUAAGGAUUACUGCUAUCCAUGAUUGUCAUGACGUUACAUUUAAACUAACUGGCACUUAACGUUUUUAUCUGUCAGUAAAGUGGGAAAUUAAUAAAAAGAAAAAAGGAAAAAAAAAAAAAAGAAAGGAAAAACUGAAGUCCAAAGAAUAUUUUUCUGCUGCAUCCUGGCUACUGUGAUUUUAAAUAUGCUAACAAGGUUUUUUCUAAUGCCAUGCUCGCUUGGUUUUCUUGGAUGUUUUCUGCGUGUAAAAAGGACAGAGAAAUUUCUUAGGGCUAAUUGGGCACUGAUUAUUAUUAUUAUUUUUUAUUAUUAUUAUUAAAUCCCCCCCCCCCCCCACCCC